Candidula unifasciata is the source of this 1278-nucleotide messenger RNA. The record is from the annotation of a GenBank genome assembly. Lineage: Eukaryota; Metazoa; Mollusca; Gastropoda; Stylommatophora; Geomitridae.
AUGGCAGAAGAAAUGAGAGAUAUCCUUGACUAUGAUGAUGAGGAAACAGAACCAGUAGUACAGGCCGCAGCUGGAGAUACUCAAGUGAAAAAGGAUGUUAAGGGAACCUAUGUAUCCAUACACAGUUCUGGUUUUCGAGAUUUCCUCCUCAAACCAGAGUUAUUGAGAGCCAUUGUUGAUUGUGGCUUUGAACAUCCAUCAGAAGUUCAGCAUGAGUGUAUCCCACAAGCCAUCCUGUCCAUGGAUGUCCUGUGUCAAGCCAAGUCAGGCAUGGGGAAGACAGCCGUGUUUGUGCUGGCCACGCUUCAGCAGCUGGAGCCCGUUGAUGGACAGGUGUCUGUUCUGGUUUUGGCCCACACAAGAGAGCUGGCAUUCCAGAUCAGCAAGGAGUACGAGAGAUUCAGCAAGUACAGUAACAAUGUGAAGAUUGCAGUCUUCUUUGGAGGGAUGAACAUCCAGAAGGAUGAAGAGGUCUUGAAGAAAAACUGUCCACACAUUGUCGUUGGCACUCCCGGAAGAAUCCUGGCCCUGGCUCGUUCCAAAGUCCUGCCACUGAAACACAUCAAGCAUUUCAUCUUGGACGAGUGCGACAAGAUGCUUGCGGCCGUCGAUAUGCGCAGUGAUGUUCAAGAGAUCUUCCGCAUGACUCCACACGAGAAACAAGUGAUGAUGUUCAGCGCCACGCUCAGCAAGGAAAUCCGUCCUGUCUGCAAAAAGUUCAUGCAAGAUCCAAUGGAAGUCUAUGUAGAUGAUGAUUCCAAACUGACCCUGCACGGCCUGCAGCAACACUACGCCAAGCUGAAGGACAAUGAGAAGAACAGGAAACUGUUUGAGCUCCUGGAUGUUCUGGAAUUCAAUCAGGUGAUCAUCUUUGUGAAAAGUAUUCAGCGCUGCAUGGCUCUGGCCCAGCUUCUGCAAGAACAGAACUUUCCCGCCAUUGCCAUCCAUAGAGCUAUGACACAGGAGGAGAGGUUAUCUCGUUACCAGUCCUUUAAAGAUUUCCAGAAGCGUAUUCUUGUGGCCACUGACCUCUUCGGCCGAGGUAUGGACAUUGAAAGGGUCAACAUUGUCUUCAACUACGACAUGCCAGAGAAUUCUGACACCUACUUGCACAGGGUCGCCAGGGCAGGCCGGUUUGGAACCAAGGGUUUGGCUGUCACUUUUGUGUCGGAUGAGACUGAUGCCAAAGUACUGAAUGAGGUGCAGGAGAGGUUUGAGGUCAACAUCACAGAGCUGCCUGAUGAAAUUGACAUCUCUUCUUAUAUUGAGGGACGUUAA